Serinus canaria (Common canary) is the source of this 3199-nucleotide messenger RNA. Its product is annotated as cell cycle control protein 50C-like. Gene Ontology annotation, cellular component: Golgi apparatus; plasma membrane; endoplasmic reticulum. The record is from RefSeq and is a predicted model, not a curated record. The transcript is spliced from 7 exons. NCBI's taxonomy places the organism in Eukaryota, Metazoa, Chordata, Aves, Passeriformes, Fringillidae. Gene Ontology annotation, biological process: phospholipid translocation. The coding region runs from base 1006 to 2061 and encodes 351 amino acids.
CACAGAUCAGUUUUCUAUUCCCUCCCUGUGCUGUCCCAAAUGAGACAUGUAUUUCUCUCAUGAGACUGGUAAACUACUUGCUCUUGGAGGGUCUUUGAAAAAGUUGUAUGAAUUUCAGUGACAUGUUGAAAAGGUAUUUUUCACCUAUCUGUUCUAGAGCUAACCAAAUGCUGCUUUUUGCUCUUACAUGAAUAAUUAUCUGUAUAUUAUACUGAGAUUUUAUUUUGGUUAAACUGUUGAAGUGUACAAAAAGUAUUCUUAUGUUUGUCCAUUUAAAUUAAAAUGAGGUGAUCUUUGGGUGAUUCUUUUGUUAUUGCAGAUAGUAGGGAAUGGAUGAAAUCUUUUUUAGAGAACAAGAUGAAUGGAGAUGAGGAAAUCAUCAGCAUCAUUGAUCCAAAUUGGAUAUUUUAAAAAUUAGUUGUCCUUCUAUAAUAAAAAAUACACAACCUUUUUACAACCUUUAACUGCAUCUCAGUCAAUAGCAAUGAAUGUAAUAGGUUAGGAAAAUUGGUUUGGUCUUCCAAAGCCAUGUUCUCUGUCCAGUGCUGUCCCAGCACCUGCAGUCCUCCCCAAUGGAAUCCAGUGCAACUCCUUUCCUUGUAUGCCAUGCCUGUUAGCUGGGCAGCUGUGGAAGUGAAGGGAGAAGAAAUAAUGCAUCUGAAAUUUCACAGAAAUUCCAGUAUAGCUACCAGUAUCCCUGCAAAUGAAUAAAUCAUAACAAAUCCUAAUGAGCUGUGGAGCAGGAAAAAUAUAUCUAAGCUUUUCCAGGAGGAAUGAACUGGACACCCUGAUCAAAGUACACAAUCACUUGAUUGGUACAAGCUGAUCAUGGGGAUCCAAGCACAAGUACAGAAAACAAGGAAGAGAGAGAUCUAGUUAAUAAGUAAUUCCUCACCAUAAUGCAAGUUUGAACAACGAGUACAGUCUCCCAACAAUAAAGACAGCAUCUCAGUUGAAACACUCUCCAGCACAAGGAUAUUACUCCUUUCUCUCACCAAGAAGAAAAUGAAAAACAAGACAAGUGUUCUUUCCAGAGAAGGAGAAGCCCAACCUUCCAGAUGUCCAGAUAACAGUGCAUUCAAACAGCAGAGGCUGCCAGCUUGGAAGCCCCAGCUCACCAUUGCAUCUGUGCUCUCCUGCUUCUUUCUGACAGGGGCAUUCUGCCUCACUGUGGGAGUCUGCCUUGUCCUGUCUGCAAACAGCGUCAGAGAAAUACAGAUAGAUUAUUCAGAUAAAUGCUCAGAUUGUUCAAAGCUCCGUGAAAAUUCCUCUAACUGGAAUAAGGAAUGCCACUGUUCUAUUAAUUUCACACUAAAAGAAGAUAUAUUGGGUGAUGUUUUUAUGUACUAUGGUCUGCAAAACUUCUAUCAAAACCACCGUCGAUAUGUGAUAUCAAGAAGUGACGCGCAGCUGUUGGGCCGAAAUGUAAAUAUCCAGAGGAGCAACUGCGCGCCCUUCAGCACCUACAGGAACGGGACCCCGAUGGCGCCGUGCGGGGCCAUUGCCAACAGCAUGUUCAACGAUACUAUUGAUCUGUUUUACAAUAUUAAUUCAUCUAUGAUUCAAGUGCCACUGCUGAAGACUGGAAACAGUUGGUGGACAGAUAAAAAUGUGAAAUUUCGCAAUCCUGAAUCAUACAAUCUCUCUUCUGCAUUUGCAGGCACAGCCAGACCUCCUUACUGGCAGAAGCCAGUGUAUCUGCUAGACGAGGAAGAUGAGAGGAACAAUGGUUACGUGAACGACGACUUCAUCAUCUGGAUGCGCGUGUCGGCCUUCGCGACGUUCCGGAAUCUCUACCGGCGCGUCCUACGCGUUCGGCGCUUCGCAGAGGGCCUGCCCGCGGGGAAUUACACCUUCCAGAUUUCCUACAAUUUCCCUGUUACCAGAUUCAAGGGGAGGAAGCACGUGAUUCUUUCAACCGUGGUGUGGAGCGGUGGAAGUAACCCAUUCCUGGGAAUUGCCUACCUGGUUUCUGGCACAGCAGCAACCCUGGCAGGUUUUGUUAUAACUGGCAUCCACUUAAAGCUCAGGAAAAAGAAAACAUACUUUCAGAAGCAAUAAGGUUCAUCUUUCUGAAAGAGACAGAAGUGUGCAGUGAACAAAGAAGGUGGAGCACAGACCUUUCAGUCUUUCUCCUGAGCUCUGGACCAUUUUCAGUGUCAGGUUUGGUGAAUGUAAGCAAACUGAGGGGCAGGGCUAGUCCAUCAUCUGAAACCAAACUUACCUGAGGUGCCAUUCUCAUUAAUGUACGUGUGAGCCUACAUUUGUUUCCUAGGAAACUUGUAGUGAGAUGAGCUUCAAACAGCAGAUAGCACAGCAGAGUAGAAUUGCAAUGGCAAAGAAAAUAUGUGGUACCAAUGUCUGGCCAGAAGUCAGGUCCAUAUUAAUUUCUUACUCAGCCCAUAAUUCAGACAACAUUUCUCUUAACUGGAAUGGAACUUUGGAUGGGUAAAAAUUGAAGUCUUGAUCCAACAGAAAGCUUGAGUAGGUAGAACUUACUGAAAAAAUCUGCUUCUGGACCACCUACAUGUGCUUAAUGGCUUGGCUUGGGUUUUAUAUACCAACCAGUUUAUACCAGUGCAUUCACUCCAGUUUGACACCUGAUUUGUGGUUGAUUACAGGGCAUUUAUCAGGAGUUCAGAGUUUGUUUAGACCAAUUUUUUUUUAAUUUAUCUAGCAGCUGAGAGCUGGAGGGCAUCCAAUCAUUUAUUUGCAUAUUUUUUAAUUAUGGUUCAAUAAAAAUCCUAAAUUAAAAGCUCCUUUAAUGCAAAAUAUUUUAGCAGAACCAUCUACCUAAUUUAACUAUUAGGCCAAAAUUGCACUCCUACCUAUCCUGUGUGAAAGUUCACAAGUUCUUACAGGACACUAAAUGGUAAUUUAUUGUCAAUAAAAAGCAAAGCACCAGAAAAUCCAUCAAUUAAUUUAAAGUGAACACUGCAGUUCAUGAACAGGUUCAUAAAUUUUUAUGUUUCAUGUUCAGAAUUUUACACAUAUAGGACUUAUUUCCAGUCUCACAAAAUGAAGGAACAGCACUGAAGAAUUUAGGUCAAGCAUACCUUGGUAGGUGUGAAUUUUUUAAAAUAGUUUUUCUGUUGUAAAAGUGCAAGUGGAAUAAAACACUCUCAAUUACUUUCAUAAGUAUUUUGUGUGCCUUGCCUCUCUCCUAAAAAGCUUUCUCACUAGAACAACAAAGAAAUCA